Messenger RNA from Vitrella brassicaformis, 1104 nucleotides. The record is from the annotation of a GenBank genome assembly. NCBI's taxonomy places the organism in Eukaryota, Vitrellaceae.
GUCCAUUCACACAUUCUGCCGGUCCACAGAAACAACUCUACUGUGGCCCUCGUCUUUCGACUGUCGUUGUGUGCCUCCUGUGAGUCUGUGCCUGCUGUGUGACUUCCCUCGUAUCCCCUACAAUGGGUACGAGGCAAAUCAGACAGCCGGUGACGACCCCCAGAAAGAACACUCAGACAUGACAAGGGUAUCUCCACACAGCACCCACACAGGUCCUCAGCAGGCAUGCCAAAAAGACAAGAAAGCUAUACACCCACCACACAGACGCCCAUCCCAUCCCAUCCCGCCUAUUUCUUCUUGCGUCUCUUCUGCGCCGCCUUCUUGACCUCCCUGCCGCCCACCUUGUUGCCCCUCUUGAGGUUGUCCCGCCGCACAGGAAUCACAGGCGCCUGCUGCUUGACCUUCUUCCCCCCCUCCCGCAGAGACCUCGGCAUCAUCAUGCCCUGCACAUCCACCGGCGGCGCAUCCAGGUCCAUCGCGUCAGCCGCAUCGGCCGUGUCCGUCUUGCCCUGCAGCUUCAUGGCGGCCUUCUCGAGAGAGGUCAUCUUCCGCCGGCCGCCGAUGAAGGCCUCGUGCGACUCUGGGUUGGCCUCCGAGCGGUAGUCAAUGGUGCGGACGGGGAGGUUCUGGGGGAACUGAGCGUCCGACGCAUCUGCAGGGGGGAGAGGGGGAGAGAAAGACAUGCAUCCAUCACGGCCAGGCCAUUGUGUGGUCUGGGUUGUCAGCCAGCUGAAUGGUCUGACUGACUUGGGAAGAGGAAUGCGUUUGCAGGUUUGGGGUCUUCGACAGGCACCCCAGCUGUCAGGCGCCGGACCUUCUCGGCCUCACGAGCUGCACGCGCCUCGCCGGUCACACCUGGACACAACCACACGCACAGAGACCGGUGGAUCUCUCUGUAUGGUUUGCUUGUGUGUCAUCCCCGCCUCGCUCCGCUCCUUACGCUCUGAUUUGGCGCGUUUGGCGGCUCUGAACCGCCGCUUGACCUUGGAACGGAUGGACUUCGCCAUGACGCAAUUACACGAUGAGAUUCCUCUCUCAAACCCAACACAAUCCCACACACACAAAGACCGCUUCAGCAAGGACUUCGAAGCUACACAGACUUCG